Oryctolagus cuniculus (rabbit) is the source of this 1941-nucleotide messenger RNA. The record is from RefSeq and is a predicted model, not a curated record. Lineage: Eukaryota; Metazoa; Chordata; Mammalia; Lagomorpha; Leporidae.
UGCCUCCUGUGACGCCAGUAUCCCAUGGUUUGAGUCCCAGCUGCUCUACUUCCAACCCAACUCCCCGAUAAUGGCCUGGGAAAAGCAGCAGAAGAGGGCCUAUGUCCAUGGGCCCUCGCCACUCAGACCAGAGAUUGAAGAAGCUCCUGGCUUCCGGUUUCAGCCAGGCCCAGCCCUGCAGAUGAAGCUGUCUGAGGUGUGAACUAGCGGAUGGAUGAUUUUCUUUCUCUCUCUCUCUGUUACCCUGACUUUCAAAUAAAUGAAUCUUAAAAAAUAACAUGAGAAGGGAAAUUGUAGCAUGCACAAGUUUACAAGACAGCUCACAGCUUCAAAGGGAUGGAAAAGCAACUGGAGAAGUAAUUGAAAUGAGUAGGGGUGGGGUGGGGGGAACAAAAGGAACACGCCAGGGAGCAUGAAGAGCCAAGAAGGAGAGAAGCACAUUUGGGGUGGUUUUCAUCAUACAAAAGUCCUCAGUGUGUUCUGGGCUCCUCAGGACAGCCACGGGGGCUGCAGAGGAUGAACACUGGCCCUGUGGGAUUGGCUGUAUGUGACAGGCCACACGAGAGGCUAAGAAGAUUGGACACAAAGCUCCGUGAUGGUCUGGAACAGACGCGGCGAAGCGCAGCAUACAGAAAAUACACAGAGCAGGUUACAAGUCAGAAGCUGAGUGUGGUGAAAGUGGAAUCAGGCAUUAAAAAGUUACAAGACCAACUCUGGGAUGGUCAAAUAGAAGAGCUGAUUCUUCAGGCUGAAGAGGACCUAAGUCUGGCCAGACAAAUGAUGCAGUGGCAACAAGGGGAGCUGCGAGCACAAGACCCUCCCGCCAACCUGCGGAAAUGGCAAGAUAAUCAUCAUUAUGUGAUGUUGAUUGAUUGAUGGGAAAUUGAUGUAAUGAAACGUUCUGUUAUUUUUAAAAAUAUUUCCAUUCUUAUAAUCAAGAAAAUUGAUACAGGAUGUAUUUAGCAGACUACUAAAAUCAGUUAUUAUACUAACAGAGCCUUGUGAAUGAGUUUUUGACUUGCAACGUAUUUACCCAAAUAUUUCAAAGAUGGUACUUUUUUGAACUUAGAGGUUGUGGGCAGAUUUGAAAGUUAAUUGGAGGGCCGGCGCUGCGGCUCACUAGGCUAAUCCUCCGUCUUGCUGUGCCGGCACACCGGGUUCUAGUCCCAGCUGAGGCGCCGGAUUCUGUCCCGGUUGCCCCUCUUCCAGGCCAGCCCUCUGCAGUGGCCAGGGAGUGCAGUGGAGGAUGGCCCAAGUACUUGGGCCCUGCACCCCAUGGGAGACCAGGAUAAGUACCUGGCUCCUGCCUUCGGAUCAGCGUGGUGCGCCGGCCACAGCAGCCAUUGGAGGGUGAACCAACGGCAAAGGAAGACCUUUCUCUCUGUCUCUCUCUCUCACUGUCCACUCUGCCUGUCAAAAAAAAAAAAAAAAAAAAAGAAAGUUAAUUGGAAAAAUUCCCGUUAGUCUUCAGUACAGAGGCCAUAAUCAAAAGGUUUCAGUAAAGUAGCUUCAGUAAAAUCCUCAAUACAUCAUUUAAUUUUUUUGUUAUCCAGAAAAGUCUGGAGGAAAGAUACUUAGUUAUUAUUGUGUAAACCAAUUUUCAGGUCACUGAUAGAAGUAAAGCCAUAGGAGUGAAUACGUUUAAUUGUGAGAAAACAGUAAUAUUUGGUUGUAAAAUAGUAUAUUGUGGUUAAUCUGUUCAUCUGUUUAGUUGUGAUCUGAUGUUUAUAAAAUAAAAUAUAAAUAUAUAAAUAUAUUGAUUACCACAUGAAAGAAGUCCUCCCAGGUGUAUGGAUAACUACUCAUUCUCUAUGGAUAAUGUUGGUACUAACAAGAGGAGCCAUGCAGGGAAGUGUAGAAACAGAGUUAAAGGUCCCAAGCAAAUGAGUGAGCUACAAAAGUCCACUCCCUUUACACAUGAAGCUAUAGCUGCCUCGCUGG